Molecule: messenger RNA, 213 nt
Organism: Trypanosoma brucei brucei TREU927
Lineage: Eukaryota; Euglenozoa; Kinetoplastea; Trypanosomatida; Trypanosomatidae
Exons: 1
Coding region: 1-213 (70 amino acids)
Source: RefSeq, a predicted model, not a curated record
AUGCUUGUGCUUGUGAUUUCGCACUUCACUAUGAAGUCUGAGAAGGGGUUUAGCGAUGGGUUCCUCCCAAUACUGGGUCAUCUCAUUUUACACCAUGCCUUGCCGAUUUUUUUUUGUUCCUUUCCUCUCCACCCACCAUUUACCCCUGGAUCCUUACUUUUACCUUCCCCUUCCCUACAUGCAAAAGCACAAACCUGUAAUUGGUGCAGCUGA